AGAUAUGGAUAUAACAGGAAAAAAAAGGGUCACAGGACCAUGUCUGUGCCAUCGACAACAGCAGCUGUGUAUAUUUCCCGGCAAAAUUUCUGUAAUGGGGCGUGCAAAAAUGGCAAUGUAUUCCUAACAUCGGUCUCAUUUGCAUCGAAACAACGUAGAUUUUAUAUUAGAAGCUCUAGCGAUGGAGCAGCCGAGACUGCAGCAACUGAGGUAGAAGAUUCAGAGAAUUACAUUGAAGUUCCAGGAGGGCCUCCGUCUUUGAUUUCUGCUCUUAAUGUGGAGAGAGCUCUUCGUGGCAUACCGAUUACAGAUGUGGAUCACUAUGGCAGACUUGGGAUCCAAAGAAGAUCUUCAUAUGACGAGGUUACGGUUGCAUAUAAAAACAAGGUCGAUGAGCUCCUGAAUCAGGGGCUUGAUGAAGCAGAAGUCAGGGAAAAAAUAGAACUUCUAAAAGAAUCCUACACAAUUUUAUCCUCUAGAGAUGAGAGAAGAAUGUACGAUUGGAGCUUGGUCAGGAGUGAGAAACCAGAAAGAUACAUGUGGCCUUAUGAAGUGGACUUUACACCAACUGCACCUCCUCCGCCACAGGAACCAGAGGAUGAGGGACCGACAAGAUUGGUGGGAUACUUUGCACUGGCAUGGUUAGUCCUAGCCGUCACGUUAUCCGUUACCCUCAACAGAUAAAUUUGUAUGUAGCACUGUUUAAUGGUUUAUAAACAAUCUUGAUUCAUUAUCAAAUAUCAACUAUCCUCGUAAUAAGCUCCCUUUAAGGUGUGCUUGUCUUGUUAUAUGAAAUUAUAAAUAGAUAUAUACACAAAUUUAUUCA
Messenger RNA from Populus nigra (black poplar), 826 nucleotides. Its product is annotated as NAD(P)H-quinone oxidoreductase subunit U, chloroplastic. The coding region runs from base 40 to 684 and encodes 214 amino acids. Lineage: Eukaryota; Viridiplantae; Streptophyta; Magnoliopsida; Malpighiales; Salicaceae. Gene Ontology annotation, cellular component: chloroplast thylakoid membrane; NAD(P)H dehydrogenase complex (plastoquinone); chloroplast. The record is from RefSeq and is a predicted model, not a curated record. The transcript has 5 exons.